GUCCUCGCGUCUCAUCUAAUCUGAUCUCAUCCACAGCAGGUCGCUGAGAACUAAAAUCAUGGCUUUUCCGAGCAGAGAUGGAGAGAAGUGGCGGGGCAUCUCGCCGGACCUCAUGGGUUCAGAUUUCUGCGAAUCAGUGGAUUUGGAGGUGGCUGGCCGCCACGCUUUCCUCUUCGACGAUGAUUCGACCUCCCAAUUUGUGGAUUCAUCUGACGCUCUUGUGCCAUGGAAUGGUGACUCACACCUCUCUAUCGACCGCUAUGACGUCCGCCACCUCCUCUCUGAUCUCUCUUCUCUGAGGAAGAAGCAGAAGCUACCAUCCAGUAAAUCUCCUGAUGCUGUUUCCGAAUCAGAUCUCGACUUCGAGCGGUUCCGCGAUUUGAGAAAAUCCGAUGACCCUGAAGGAGGGGGUAGAGGAGCUGAAAUGGCGAGUGGGUCUUAUCAGGCUGUUCCAUUUUCAUAUGGGAAUACUGAGGCCUCCAGCGACCCUAGGAACUCUGAGGAGCGAUUCGGAAAGUCUAAUUUCUGUCCACCUUUUCCAAUGCCUGAAACAUUAGUGAACCACCUCCCAUCGACAGAGAAGAUUCACCAGAUUAUUGCUAGGACUGCUCUCUUUGUCUCUGAACGUGGAGGGCAGUCUGAGAUUAUCUUGAGGGUGAAGCAGGGCAACAAUCCAACCUUCGGUUUCUUGAUGCCCAAUCACAAUCUUCAUCCAUACUUUAGAUAUCUAGUUGACCAUCCGGAACUUAUGGUUCCCACAAAGGACAAACCCAUACCUCAACAAGAUGACGGGGAGUCAGAUAUGGGGCAGAAUCAAUCAUGCAGUGUUGUGGGAGAGGGGCUCUCAUUAUUGGGUUCCAUCUAUGGCUCUGGGGAAGAUGAAGAUGGAUCGGUCGAUGCAGCCUUAGAUCCUAGAGAUGCAGAAUCUGCUCCCUCAGUUGAGGUGGCCGAUAGGACUCAUUCACAACCUUCAUCGCAUAUCCUAGACAAAGCUGGUUCCAACCAUUUAUCCUCUGUCUCUUUAGUGAAAGAAAAGGUCCCUCUGGCCUGCAGUCACGCUUCUGUUGCUGCAGUUGCGGCUUCUGAAUUGUACAGUAAGAGAAAGGAACUUGAUGCUAAAAUGUCAAUCACCAUUGUGCCAAACAAGCCCAUAACUUCGUCGUCCAGUCUUCUCAAGGAUGAAUCUCUAAUCAUGGAGCCUCCAUCAUCUGUAAAAUAUGUCAUAGAGAAAAUUGUGGAGUUCAUUGUCAAGAAUGGGAAAGAAUUCGAAGCAAUUCUUAUAGAGCAAGACCAAAACAGCGGGAGAUUCCCGUUCCUUCUGCCAUCUCAUCGGUAUCAUUUACAUUAUCUUAAAGUCCUCCAAUGGGCAUUAGAGUUUAAGCUAUCCAAAAGGAGCAAUACUGCUCAGCCACUUGAUGUUGACAAGAAAAGUGUCAGAGAAACGAGCAGGUUCAAAGGUGCAAACAGUGCACAGGGUCUUAAUGGCUCUUCUGCUCAAGUGCCGACUGAUCUAGAUAGGACAGAGAAGUUUAGGAUGGUCAUUGGUGGUGCAAAGAAGGAAUCACAGGACCCACCUUCCAAACCUUCACAACAGGGAGUUGGUCUGAGUGUAGAGGCAGCUGCAGAGAUUGUUUUGGCUGCAACCAGAGGCUCAAGGAACAACAACCCGAAAACCAAUUUUUCUAAAACACAUUUGGACAGUUCCAAGGCCACUGAGGACCCCGGUCUAAGUAACAGUGAGACAGGUGGGUCUUUGCCCCUCUCUCUACAUGCUUGUGGCCAUUCAACUUCUGAGAGAGACAAAAGCAAUUCCUUGCCUCCUCUUGUUUCAAAUCUGGAGAAAGGAGGUGUAUCUGUGGCCAAAGCCAUGGCAGAGAGUGCAGCCCUUGCAGCUGCGAGUGAGGCUGACUCUUCUGAAGCACGCCUAUCACAUGACCAAAAGCUGAAGGCCGAAAGGCUCAAGAGAGCAAAGAUGUUUGCAGCCCUUAUAAAGGCUGGGGGUGCCCAUCGAGCUCCUGUACAACUCACUCUUGGUCAGCCUAUAUUGGCAUCUGCCUCUGGUCAUUCUGAUACUCUAGAGAUUAGGAGCCGUUCUAGGGGCGCCACUCCGAGCUUCUCGGGCGCAAAUGCCUUGGAGCCUUCAAAGAUGGACUUGGGACUUUUGGAGGAGACACAAGAGAUAGAAUCUUUUGAGGAAAGGAAAAAGGAAACUGUGCAAACUGGGCAUGAAGGGAGAAAUGAUAAGAGCAAAAAGGAGGUGGAAGAAAAUGGAGGAGAUAGUAAGAAGCACAGGAAUUAUAGAAGGAAACAUCAUGAAGAAGAGAAAAACGAUGAAAGUGAAGAGGAACAAGGAGAAGAUAGGGCUAGUAAGAAGCACAAACGCUCCAAAAAGAAACGACACGGAAGAGGGAGAAAAGGUGAGAGUGAGGAAGAGGAAGGAGAAGUUAGAGAUGACAAGAAACAUACGCAUUCAAGAAAGGAGUGGCAUAGAAGAGAGAGGAAUGAUCAGAGCGAAGAGGAAGAGGAAGAAGUUGGGAACAAUAAGAAGCACAAGCACUCAAAAGAGAAACAACAUGCAGGGGAGAGAAGCGACGGGACCGAGGAGGAAGAGGAAGGUGAAGUUCGGGAAAGUAAGAAGCACAGGCACUCGAGAAGGAAACGGCAUCGGCGAGAAAUAAACUAUGAGAGUGGAGAGGAAGAUGAAGAUGACGGGGAUACUAAGCAGGAUAGGCAUUCCAAAAGGAAAUGCCACAGGGAAGACAAGAGGAGGCAUGAUGCAGAAAUUGAUGAAAAGCGGCACAAAAGCCAUUCCACUUCCAAAAGGACAGAGUCGAGGUAUAGGCACAAGCACCAUGACUCGUCCGAAGGGAGUGACGGGCAUGGGAGAAAGUCGGAUAAGCAUAAGGAGAGAUAUAGAAGAGAUGAUGAUGGGGUAAAUCUUGAGCCCACAGUAUAUAGAUCGGGAGAUGAAGUGGAAGUUGGUGAGAAGGUGGAUUCAAUGAGCCUAGGUGGAGUAGAGGGAGGCAGAGGUGAGGCUCCUCACUCAGAGAUUCCUGAAGACCUGAGAACGAAAAUUAGGGCAAUGCUGUUAUCCACCUUGUAGCUGGAAGGAAGCUGUUGUCCACCAUGUAGCUGUUAGCUUCCUUCCAUAACAGGUUUAAGGCUCGUCUCUCUCUCUCUCUCUCGCUCUCUCUCUCUCUCAAUUUGUAAGGUUAUUUGGCAACGCUAUGAGCCACCAUAUAGCUGCUAGCUUCAUUCCAUCAAUUGGUAAGGACUUCAUUUAGGUUUCUAUACCAUUUUGUAAGACUAGCUGUUCGAUGUGAUUACCAUGCGUGUACCAUAAAUCCAUUUCGAUGAGUGGGAUUUGAUCAUCAUCAUCUUUUCUGGUUUA
Messenger RNA from Amborella trichopoda, 3391 nucleotides. Its product is annotated as SWAP (Suppressor-of-White-APricot)/surp domain-containing protein. NCBI's taxonomy places the organism in Eukaryota, Viridiplantae, Streptophyta, Magnoliopsida, Amborellales, Amborellaceae. Gene Ontology annotation, biological process: RNA processing; mRNA 5'-splice site recognition. The record is from RefSeq and is a predicted model, not a curated record. Gene Ontology annotation, molecular function: RNA binding.